GAGCAUCAUGAUUCGGAAAGUUUGAAAGAGAGUUUGAGAGUGGAACUCUUUUAACGCGAUAACCCCCAGAAGCAGUUGGCUGCUGCGUUCAGCCUGCUUCCUCAGUCAGAGAUACCACUUGGGUUUGUUCGUCAGUGCUACGGAACUGUGAGUCAUGACUCCAAUCGUGUAACUGUCUCUCCAUGGAUUGAAUGUCUUUGAAACUUCCAGCUAUGAAAAGUUUGAUAAAAUAGGAAUCUAACUACAGAGUCUGUACAUUUUCCAUGGAAACUUACGAUAUCUACAGAGGAAGAUUCAGCAGUGUUGAGGUAUAAUAACGUGUGACAAUACAAACUAACGACAUAAAAAAUCUCCGACAACUUGGCAUAUUUCCUGCUGUGGUAAUUGGAACUGAACUAUCGGUGACAAAGACAUCAGUGUUUUACUGGAAUACUUCAAAAACUACCAACAUUUCAAUCAUUGGAAUGACAAUAAAGAAUGACGAUAACCGUUUUUUACCACUUAGAUGUGCUGCAGUAAUUAAACGCAGUAAGGUCAGUAAUUGCUCAGAUGAAAACAACACUGGUGAUAUGAAGUAAUGUAAAUGUUACUUGUUAUCUCAAUGAACUGUGGAACAAAGUUAAUUAUUAGAUAUGUCAUGAAAUACAAACACCUAAUUAAGACCCCAGAAACAGCAAAUAUGGGGUGAAUCUUAGGGAAAAAAAUCUUCAGAGAAGGAAUGGAAUGUGUUGGUUUUAUCUAAUAGCGGACUUAUUCUACGAACAGAUAUUUUUUUCACCCAGCAUGGCAUAUGACUUUAUAUUCACAAUGGAACCAAGGCCAUCCUAAACUUUUCCAUCGUCCUAAGACAAUUUUGAGGGCUUAAAUUUCCGUCAGUAAGGAGAAUCCUGGAUCAUCAUACUUUGUGAAGACAAAACUGUUUAGUAUGUAAAGGUCAUACAGAUGUUUAACAAAGAUAUGAAAAGAAAAUGCCUAAUUAAUUAUGAUUUGAAGGAAGUUCAAAUGGGAACAGUUAACCUACAGCUAUGGAAGAUAUAAAAGAACACUAUUAACAUUUAUUAUAAGUAUUACUCUACAAGGUCUGUAUCGAUGGUUACAGGGUUAUUCGAUACAAUGGCAGAAACUUUUUAAUCUUUUGUGAAAAAGUAAUGUUAUACAUCUUGAUGAUGUAAUGAUUUAAUUGACAACUGAACAUAUCUGAUGGUAGAAAUAUCACUAAACUGUUACCCAAUGACAGCUGUGAUAUGAUAUUGAUGAUAAUGUGCUGACAAAUGUUUGGUGCCAGACAUUAACAUACUCAAGCUCUUCCAUACAGGAAAUGACUGCAAGUUUUCAGGAAAUUUUCCAACAAUCACUUACCGUAUUAUGUGCAAUAAAUCUGUGACAAAGAGACAAGGCUGACAGUUGAAAUUGAAAUGUGAUGACCUCUGGUCAUUGAUUUAUUGACCCCUGACCUCGGUCAGUGAUAGUAUUGACUUUAAUGGCGUGAAAAAUGAUGUCAGAUGAUAAUUUUUACCUGUGAAUGUCAGCGGGACCGCCGACCACCUCUGACCCUAACCCCAGUCACAUGUGCGCUCAGCCGUGACAACAAGACAAAGGAGUGCUACAGAUAAAUGAUGGACCAGGGUCACACUUCAUUAGGUAUAAGUUUCAUGCGUGAUUAACUGAUCAGUGAGGAGGUUAACCAUUGUUAUAACAGUACAGGUUGAUGUCAUUUACAAAUAUUAAUCGGAGGAUUACAUGCUAUUUCUUUCUGGAACACUUUUGAAAUAUUUCGUGGAUUGAUAAGUGUUGAUAUUCCUGGACAAAAUGUGAUAUAUUUGUGACAUUAUUGACUGAUAUAUCCGAUCCAUUUUCAUCUUUACUCGUAAUACAGGUGAAACUUGUGGACGGAAUCGAUAACUUAAAUACUUGAGAUACAACAGUUAUCUCCCCUGGUUUAUAUAUUUUGACUUUAUUUAAACAUGAUCAAACUAAAGAAAAGAUGGAUACUUUUCUCCGUGGAUUUAACAAAAUUUGUGCCAAUUCUAAUUCUUCUACAACAACAGUUUGGAAACUCCGUAGCUUCUACAACUAAAAGGACCCCUAUUCAACAACCCCCACAAAAUUACGAAGGUCAAGCACCUUGGCAGAGAAGGUCUUCACAACAGUAUCCACGGUACCAGGAGCCUCGGAAUGGUGGUAACAGGAACCAGGAUAUCCCCUGGGAACAAGAACAGUUACUACCCAUGCAAGGAUACCAGGGUCGUAACCAAGGUACACAAAACCCGCCAGGCAGCAGUAAGCUGGAUGUUGAUGCCAUCCGAAAGGAAAUGUCUAACAAAGAAAUAAGUCUACGGGAAACACAGCAACUUCAAGCUCAAAGGGGAGGUAAUCAAACACAAUGGGGACGGAACGCAAAAGGAAAUCAGACAGCUUGGAAUGGUGAAAGAACUAAUCAAGGAAGGAGAGGUCCACCAACAGCACCUCCAUAUUGGUAUGAUAGGAACUACGAGGGUUCCUACCGGGGACGUCCAUACAAAGGGGGAGGAGACACAAGACCAUAUCCAGAUGAACGAUACAGAUUACGGCCACCGACCUACCCUCCUCCCACCUAUCCUCCAGCCUAUGACCAAGGAGGGCCCGGCAGAGGAGGAGGAGGACAGGCUCAAGGAACCAGACAGGGUCCAAGGGGUUUGGACAGGGGAGGACCUUACAACAACAGGCAAGGAGGGGGCUACUACAACCAAAGGGACUAUCCUAAUUAUGGUCCAGGUCCAGGACAAGAAGUUAGAGGCAGGGGAGCUAUGGCUCGAGGGAGUGGAGCUGGCAGUGGUGUCGGCAGUGGACACCUCCUGAUGGUGGACCCAGACCUGCCUGAUCCUCUCGAUGACCACUGGCAGAGAAUGCAGACCCACAAAGCAUGGGAACUCAUGAAUGGUGGACCAGGCAAGGGGCCAGUUCCACCCCCAUUUGUACCGCGGAGACGGUGGGGGGACCGAGGUGAGAUCCCUGGGGGACCUACCACCCUACCCUGGCCCAAUAUGGACAAGAGGCCGCCCCAAAACACAGGGAGGGCCAGGAUCUGGGCAGGGGAAGGUUCGGGGUCCAUCAACGCAGGAUCAGGGAGAGGUCAGAUCUGGGGUGAUCAAUGGCCAUCAAGAUCCAACAGAACUGAACUGUUAAAUGGAACUGUCAACAACACAAACAUCACAGGGAAUUCACCAACCAUGAAGGAGUUCCAGGGAAACCCUCAGUCAAGUGGCGGACAACAGACAACUAGAGGGCGGACAAUGCCGCCACCCCCACCCCCCACUGAUCUUCUACACAACAGUCCUUUCCAAACGCAAACACUACAGAACAACAGAGACCUGUGGGAUCGCAGGAUGCAACAGCUGGCAGCCUGGGAGAGACAGCAACGCACAGGGAGUGGUCCUCUCCCCUAUCUACCUCCAGAGCGACCAGACUCACAGAAGGAGGCAAAGAGAGAGGAACAAGAAGACAGAUUAAAAGGUAAAAAUACCUGGCCAAAUCAGGGACAGAUACCAGAUGGCUCAAGGACAAGGGCUGGGUCAGAGUUCGGAAGGUCAGGAGUCAGAUUUCCUGAGGAAGGGAGAGGACAGCCACCUUUGAAGUUGUCAGACCUGAGUCCAUCGCUGGCCACCAUCGUUAGAAACAUGACACAAGGACAAAACCCAAGACCGAUACAGGGAGGACGGUUUGCCCCGAAUCAAGACCCCCGUGAGAGGCCAGCGAUGACACAUACUUUCCCACCUUACCAGCAAGGUCUGGAAACAAGAAACCAGUUCACAGACUUACAUGGUGGUGUCAUACCUAGACAAGGGGACCAACUCCAAACAGCUAACAUUCCAAUGCGGUGGCCAUAUGCAAAUAGCGGAAGCCAGAAAGCCUUUAUAGGUGAAAGUAAUCAAACCAAGGUAGACAACCAGACAGACCCUGAUGGACCUGUGGGACCUGAAGGCCAGCAACAGCUCUCACAGGAAGGGUCCAUGCUUGGCCCCAUACUGUCCCGCGCUAAACUGGGUGGCUUUGACAUUGAUCACGAACAAGAGUCAGAGUUGGAGACGGAGGACAGCAGGCUGCGGAAGAUCAUUGUUGGCAUGUACAUGGAGAAGUUGGCUAUUAAGGAAGGGGAAGGUGGCUCCGGGAAUGAUCCCUUCAAGGCUGCAAUGGCUGAUGUCAACUCUACCCUCUGGUCAACACUUCAAAACAUAUCCAACAAUAGGGACAAUAUGAGAGGCGGUCAGGGAAUGAGGGGAAGUCAAGAUACUGCUCCCACACGAUCUGCUGCAGCCUGGAUCCCAACCGACAGACAGAGGAUUUGGGGUGGUCCUCGACAACCAAGGCCAAAUCAAGGUCAAGGACAGAACCGAGGUCAAAGUGGAGCUUUUGACAGAAGGUUUCCUCCAAUCAAUCCAAUGUCUGGCAGGGUAGUUCCACACAUGGAUACAGUAUUACAGAGACCUACCGGAUUGCCCACUGCAACAGGAAGAGGUCUAAAUCCGUUAAGAGGUCUAAAUCCUUUACUCGUUAGGGGAGGUAACUCUAAAACUCCUACAACAGUUCAUAACCAACAGCCUCAAACAUGGCCACAGUCUAACAGAGGGCAGGGCAGUCCUCCACCCAGACCAGCCUACAACCCUCACAAUCCUCGAGACGUGUUUGUACCUCAGGGUCAGUAUCCACAGACCUAUAAUCCCCGGGCGUACGAUCCUCGACAAGUGUACAAUAUCCAAGGUCAGGAUAAGUUCACUGUGGCGCCCCCUGUCACACCUUCACCUCCUCAAGACACCAACAACAACGAUCAGAAUCAAAACAAUGAUCAAAAUCAAAACAAUGACCAGAAUGAGUUAGAAGAAAUCUUACCUGUGGGCACAAAAAUUCUUCCAAGUCACAUUCCAAAAAUUUUAGCCAUUCUCAAUGUUACAGUUCCCUUGACAAAACCUCCUGUAAUUGUUGCAUCUCAAAUAGAUGGUGUACAACCUGGUAACAAUAACGUGCCAGCACGAAUGGUCAACAUUCCUGGGCCGACAGAGGAGAUACAAACAGCGACAGAGUUCUAUGUACAGGAGGCGUCAACUGCAAGAACUAUAGUUAUAGAGGGAACUUCCUCUGCUUUCGGUAUAAUUGUUGGAUGUCUGGUCGCCUGUGCUGUGGUAGUAGGCCCUGGUGUCUGCAUAGGAUGUAGGAUGAGGCAACGCUCAAAACAGCGGGAACUUAAGAAAGCUGCAGCAGCCGCAACAAGAAACGAGGAAAGCGGAAUCAUGGAAGCAAUUAUUAUGAGUGAGCUAGGCCGCAGUGCCUUAUACGGAGAGGAUAGUCAUACCAGAGGAGCAAAAAGUAGAUCUGAAUCCGGAACGUUUCAUGAACUCCAAACCUUACGAUCAGGACGUUCCUCGCCCACCAUCAUUGUGCACUAGAAUUGGUGUUUGAUUCCAAUUUUCUAACUUACAAUGAAAUGUAAUUAUGAUAGGAAACACGUUUUGCUGUUUACAUGGACUUAUCACUUUUGAUUUUGUGGAUUUGUGGAAGUAAGGAAUCCUAUGAUGCCUUCACGUACAUUAAUUUGUAAUAGCAAACAACUUCUGCUGAAAGUACGGACAUAAUAAACACUUAUUUUUUUGUUGAUUUACAGGAGAAACAAACUGAAGUGCCUUAAUUUUUUCUUUUAACACCUGGUAAAGUAUUUCUUGUAAAUUUUUAUUUGGAAAGCUGUGGAAUAUUUUUCAGGAUAUGUGUGUCAUUACUAUUUUCAGACAGACAAGUGUUGAUGUUUACCACUGUAAACAAUAAGACAGAUGUUGUCCCGGAUGAUAUUGUGAUGCUUUAAUAUAUAUCAAGGGUGCUGUAUAUCGUAGAGGAUUUAACUUAAUGUAGAGUAGUACCCUCAAUCGUAAUUGUACAGAAGUUUUCGUUGGAACAUUAUGUCUCUUGAAAAUUUACUGAUCAAAUCAGACAAGAUUAUCUCCCUUUGUUUAAUCUUGAUAAUCAUGGUUUCAUCCUAGAUGAAGAUUAGAAUCUCAUUUUAUCAUCAAGCUAUAUUUUUUCACAUAUAACGAUGAAAUGAUUUUUAACAUUAACCUGGCAUUGAUUACAAAGGGAGAUAAAUCACAACAGACAUAGUCUUCCUCCAAAUAAGGAAAUUAAUAGGUAACAAUGUAUUUGUUUAUAACAUGAUACACUAUGUUGGCUUAUGGUGUCAAUGACCUUUGAACUGUUGCCUUAAUUAACAACAGAGUAGAUAUAAAAUGUGAAAUUGCCAUUUUAAUAAAAUGUAAC
Mizuhopecten yessoensis (Yesso scallop) is the source of this 6279-nucleotide messenger RNA. RefSeq lists its product as uncharacterized. The coding region runs from base 1965 to 5420 and encodes 1151 amino acids. Lineage: Eukaryota; Metazoa; Mollusca; Bivalvia; Pectinida; Pectinidae. The record is from RefSeq and is a predicted model, not a curated record. The transcript is spliced from 3 exons.